Plasmodium berghei ANKA is the source of this 1050-nucleotide messenger RNA. Its product is annotated as sexual stage-specific protein G37. NCBI's taxonomy places the organism in Eukaryota, Apicomplexa, Aconoidasida, Haemosporida, Plasmodiidae. The coding region runs from base 1 to 1050 and encodes 349 amino acids. The record is from RefSeq and is a predicted model, not a curated record. The transcript has 13 exons.
AUGAAAUUAUAUUUAGUAACAUUUUUAUUUUUUGUCAUAUAUAAAAAUAAAACUUUUGUUGAUUGUGUGACUAAAAAACAGGAUGUUUAUUUGGAUGAUGAAUUCAAAAGUUUCACGUUUUUUUUUGCUUCUUCCCCAUCGGCUAAUUUUUUGUCCCGGAUUGUCCAUAGCAAUGAAGCGAAAUUUACCCAAAUAAAAAACAAAACAGAUAUAUGGAACAAAACAAUAGACAAAGCAUACUCAAUUAAUCAGGUUUCAAAUAAUAUUAUGAGAGUAUACAUAUCAUUGUUGUCGUUAUUUCUAUUCCCAUAUUUUUCAUACAUAGGAAUUUUUGGUCAUUCAAGAAAUAAAGCUAAUUUAACUUUAUCGUCAUUAUUGGCUUAUUUUGCACUUUUGGUCUCAUUUUUUCUAUUUAACGGAAUUUUAAAUAUUGGGUUUGUUACAUCCUUACCACUAGUAGUAGCAGUUUUGAUUUUUAUAUUGGGGGUUUCUGACUGUGAAAUUAAUUUCUUGUACAAAUAUACCCGUUACAUAUUUUGUUUUAUUAUUUCUAAAUUAAUAUACGAUGUUGUAACAUAUAUAAGUAAAGAUGGAGCAAACAUAUUCGAUUAUGGUUUUAGUGGGCACAUAUAUAUGAAUUUGCUAAGAGGAAAGUAUUACAUUGUUUUAAAACUUAUCCAUUUAAUUAUUCUAAGUUUGAUAUCACUAAUUAUUAUUAAAAUUUGUCCAAAAAUAUUUUCUAACAAUCAUUUGAAAAGCCCGAUAUCAAUAACAUUUGAUAAGUACAUCAUUUCAUUUCUGUGCUCAUUACCUAUUGCUACUGCAAUUAGUCAAGUUUUUUAUUUGCUUAGUAAAACAAUAAAUCCAAUAGAUCCUAGUAUUUUUUUUAUGAUCCCCAGUUCAAUAAAUUUUUCAUCCACAGGAACAAUUUUUUCAUUAUCAAUUUGGAUAUUAAUGUCUUAUCUCAUGACAUUUUUGAGAAAUAAAGUUGAAGCAGAUUUUAAUAAUAUUCUAAAUAAAAUCCCAAAUAAUUUACCUGACUUUAUAUAA